UUCAGGGCUGCAUGCCGGGAGGAGAGGCCGCCCCUGUCUGCAGAGAGAGGUCGCCCCACUUGAGGCAGAGAGGGGGCAGGGGCAGGAAUGAGCCCCUGGGAGGAGGGCAUUGGAAGUGGGAGGCACAUGCCAUGCAAGCUGGCGUGGGGCACUCAUGCCAUGCAAAAGGGGCUGCGGUGACUAGAACGGGUUUCCCGAGGGCUCCUGGGGAUGUUGGACCAGGGGUCCCCGACCAGGGCUGGGAAAGGCUUCCAUGCAGAGCCAGAGAGCACACGGCACAGACCCUGCGGGGCACACUGGAUCUUGGGGGCAGAGUCUCCCUUCUUGGGGUUCUCUGUGAUGGGUUUUGCAACCCUUUCAGGAUGUCAAAGCACGCCCCGCCCUCAGAAAUGCAGACCCCGGCCAGUGUCAGCCCCAGGAGGUGGCCUGCUGCUCCCGCUGACACCAAGGACACGUCCCUGAGGCGGCCCGCUCGGGGUCUCCAGCAGCCCACACAGCUCUACAGGCGCAAGGGCGCUUCUGACUUGCAGCACUCAGGAACAGCCUCCACCCUGAGCGUGGCGCCCUCUCCAGCACGUUCCAGGGUGGGCCUGUGAGACCAAUAAAAACCACAGCGGAGGUGAGGCGAGUCACUUAGGAGGCCAGGUCAUAAAGAGAGUGUGGCCGGGUCUGGGGCGCCCUCUCCUGCUGGUUCGAUUGGAUUGCAGGUCCGGGGGAAGCCGAGCAGCCCUGGGAGAAGGCCAGGUGGGGAGGAACUGAGGUCUCCUGCCGCAGCCUCCAGAGGGAGAAUCAUCACGAGGGCUCCCCACCCAGUCAGAUAGGAUGACUGGGCCCCGGUGGACACCUGACCGCAGCCUGAGAGGGACCCUGAGCCACAGUCCUGGCUCCCCGAGAGCCCUCCCAGAGCCUGUCCCUCAGAACCCUGGGGGGUGAGAGGAGCGCUAGGUGGGGAAGGACCGAAACGUGGAGUCGUCUGUUACCCAGCAGUCGGAACUGGUGCUCAGCGUCCAGGGGGCAAGACACGGCGUUAGCCAGAAGGAAACAAACCAACAAGAACCCCCAGAAGCCAUCAGGAAAGCCUGGAGAUUCCGAUGACACGAAAACUAAAAUCCCCUGUGUGACCAAGCACAACCCGCAAACCGCACAGUCAAGAGACAAGUGAUAACAUGGGGAAAAAAUAGUAGCAAGAGGUGACUAAGGGCUCGCGUCAGUCACACACACACACACACACACACAGAGCUGGACACACGGACAAGGCAAAGUGCAAGGACAAGAGAGCAAAAGGGGGCGGAGGAGAGGAAGGAAGAGGGAAGGAAGCGUCUUCUCCACCGGGACGCAAUUCCUUGGGAGUCCGUCUGACCCCAGGGCAAAGGGAUGCUGGGUCGCCAGAGCCGCCGCGGAGACGGGAAGUCCCGCCAGGCCUCGGAGCCCAGCAAAGAGGAACCAGGGCGGACGGGCCAAACCCAGCGGCCGGCUCCGGGGGUGGGUGGUGGCGCUGUGGGGAGCCGCCUGAGCAGCAUCACCAGCAGCUGGGAACCCUCCCGGUGCGGGAAGGUUGGCGGGAGACAGGCCAGGAAGCGCCCCAGCCCACGACCGCCCGCAGCAGAGCAGGAUUCCCUCCCCGGCGGCCACCGCUGUCAAGGGACGGGCAAGACUUUGUUACCCCACCGCGCGCCACCGCGGAACGCUGCACAGACACCUCCAGACGCCGCUUCCUCCAGGACGCCCGCCCGCCCGCUCUGCCCACCUAUCCCUGGACGCUCGCUGCCGGGUGGACGGGUGGGGACGACCCUGCUUCCCCACGACUCCCCAGACGCGCCCCGAGGCACUUUCGGAGCACAGUGGAGUGGGAAGGGCGGGGCGGCCCCUCGACGGCGCCCAGGCGAGAGCGGCUCACGGGGCUUCCCGGGCCCUAAUCUCGGGGGACGCCCGUCCGCCUCGUCCCCUGGGGAGGACAGUGACCGCCGGUCUGCACGGGAAGGGGACUCGGCGCAUGCCCCGCAGGCCCGGCCCAGGACUGGGAGGCUCGGAAGGCGACGCCGAGGCGGCGGCGGCGGCGGGGUGGGGCGGGGCGGGGCGUGGAGGGACAGACCUAGUCUCCGCCCGCCGGGGCCCAAAGCUACCUCGCUCCCAACCUCCGCCUCGGUCGCUCCCCGUGGGCUCCAGGCGCCCACAGGAAGCUCCGCCCCCGACCCGCCUAUCCAUCCUCCUCUUCGCCUGUCCUCGCCAAUGACCGUGCUCAGAUUGCACGGAAUUCCCGCCCCUCGCCCUUGACGGACG
This is a messenger RNA of Rhinopithecus roxellana (golden snub-nosed monkey), 2280 nucleotides long. RefSeq names its product collagen alpha-1(II) chain-like. The coding region runs from base 1375 to 2274 and encodes 299 amino acids. NCBI's taxonomy places the organism in Eukaryota, Metazoa, Chordata, Mammalia, Primates, Cercopithecidae. The transcript has 2 exons. The record is from RefSeq and is a predicted model, not a curated record.